UGAAUUCGAAUAAAUACAACUCCAAUGAAGCCAACGUAAGCUUGUUAACAAAUAGAAAAACACAAAUCUGGGGACCUAUUUGAAUAAAGUGUGUUUAACUAUUCAUCCCUUUUUCUCAAAAGGGAACGAGAUAGAAAUCCAACACUCAACCUUAAGAAACGCAAGCAACAAAGUACUGCCAUGUCGUUUUGCAGAUUUCAACCCCUCCUGUACCUGUGCUUGUAUUUCUCCUUCUUUCAACUGUCACACUUCCCUCCUUUUAUAGCUUCUCUGACCUCUCCUUAUUCUGCACCACCUUCUUCAUUCUUACAUCACAUUUCUGAUUUCUUUCUCUUUGUCAAUUUCACAAACACUUUUCACGCACUUUCUCACUCUGCAUUUUCUCUCUUUCAUGCUUGCUUUUCUUCUUCUGUAAAUGGCCAACCACCGUCUCUGCUUCUGCUUCUGCGUUUUUAUACUUCUCUUCUUUCUUCUUCCUUCUCCGUCGCUUCAGCAAUCUCCAAAGCUCAAUUUCUCGGAUCUCAAAGCUCUUUUCGCCAUCAAGAACUCCCUCACUUCCAUUUACAACACUAGAAAUUCCUUCUUCUCCACCUGGGACUUCACCUCGCCAGACCCCUGCUCUUCCUUCUCCGGCGUCACUUGCUCUCUCUUACAUCCUUCUUCCCUCCGAGUCACCAUUCUCUCACUCGGCAACUCACCUGGACUGGCCGGCUCUCUCCCUGCCGCCAUCUCCGGACUCACCGAGCUGACUCAACUCAUCCUCGCCCCCGGCAUCGUCACUGGUUCCAUCCCUCCCGAAAUCGGGAAACUCGCUAAGCUUCGAGUAAUUUCCUUACCCAGUAACCGCUUCACCGGCAGUAUACCCGCCACAUUCUCCUCCUUGAACUGCCUCCACACACUCGAUCUGAGUCAUAACCAACUCACCGGGUCAGUCCCGCCAGGUCUAACCGAGUUACCGGAACUCAAAGUCCUCAUAUUAGCCUUCAACUCCAUCUCCGGCGAGUUAUCGCCAAUCUCCUCCCAACUCCUCCAUUUAGAUUUGAAGAACAACGUCCUCACCGGACCGUUACCGCCGUCGCUGCCGUCAUCCCUCCGUUAUCUUUCGCUGUCGAACAAUCGCAUGUGGGGUCCACUCAACGGCUUAGCUACUCUCACUGAGUUAACGUUCCUUGACUUGAGCAUGAAUCAGUUUAGUGGGACCAUACCGGGCCCACUAUUCUUCAUCCCCUCACUCUCGUCGCUUUUCUUGCAACGGAACAAUCUAUCAGGUGGGAUACCGCAAAAGGAUCAGGGACCGCUAAUUUCGACGCCGCCAUCGUACGGUCAGGGAUCAAUCGUAGACUUGAGCCACAAUUUUUUGACCGGCGAGUUAUCAACGGUUCUGGAUGGGGUUGAGAGCCUGUUCUUGAAUAACAACCGUUUGAUGGGAACGGUGCCGGAGGAGUACGCUAAGAGCGUGUGCCGUGGCAGCACCAAAACAUUGUACCUUCAGCAUAACUACUUGACAGGGUUUCCCCACCCGGACGUGGUGCCCGAUACGGCGUCGUUGUGCUUGUCUUACAAUUGCAUGGUGCCGCCGCUGUGGGGGGUGAUGACGUGUCCGGCGAGUAGUGGUGGCCCGAUGUCGAGGCCCACAGCUCAAUGUUCAGUGUUCAACAAUGGCAGCUCAAAAGGCUAAUACAGAAAUUUGUGCGUCGUUCAUAAGUUAGGGUUGGUGCGGCUUAUAUGUAUUUAUAUACACGUUUGAAUUGUAUCAUCCAAAGAAAUAUAUUAAUCGGAUGGUAAAUUUUAUAAA
This is a messenger RNA of Prosopis cineraria, 1795 nucleotides long. Its product is annotated as leucine-rich repeat receptor-like serine/threonine-protein kinase BAM2. Gene Ontology annotation, molecular function: protein binding. The record is from RefSeq and is a predicted model, not a curated record. Lineage: Eukaryota; Viridiplantae; Streptophyta; Magnoliopsida; Fabales; Fabaceae. Bases 416 to 1678 code for a protein of 420 amino acids. The transcript has a single exon.